Striga hermonthica is the source of this 519-nucleotide messenger RNA. NCBI's taxonomy places the organism in Eukaryota, Viridiplantae, Streptophyta, Magnoliopsida, Lamiales, Orobanchaceae. The record is from the annotation of a GenBank genome assembly.
AUGGCAGCUACAAGUUGGUUGCGCGUUCAAUUGGCACGCCGCCGUUCAUCCGCCAAGCUCUUUCACUCCACCGCCACCAACGGUGCUAAAUUGCAGCAAGAACAUGGAAUCGAUGACGACGGCGUUCCCACUGCCGGAAUAAGCAGACCUCUCUCUCUCAUUCUCAAGGACUUGAACAAAAAAGUUCCGGAAUCCCUCCUCAGGCUUCGCCAUGAGCCAGCUGGUGCCAAAUACAUCCCCUGGUACAUAUUGAAUCGGAUAUUGAACUUGUACGCGCCAGAGUGGUCCGGUGAGGUCCGCAGCAUUACGCAUUCAGCCGAUGGGAAAUCAGUGUCUGUUGUGUAUCGUGUAACACUUUACGGGACUGAUGCAGAGAUAUUCCGAGAAUCAACAGGAACUGCUCCAAUUGGUGAGGCCGGUUACGUGAAUGCUGUGGAGAAGGCGGAGGCAAUGGCAUUUCGUAGGGCUUGUGCACGCUUUGGGCUCGGACUUUACCUUUAUCAUCACGACUUAGAUUAG